UUAUUCCUAAUAAUCUUAUCUUUCUCGAAUAACAAGUCUUAUCAGACUAGAACAAAAUAGUAUCCAGUGUACAGAAAGAGCACAAUCUUCUCCCAAAAUCCCGCUCUUUUGGUCCAAAAACAAAUCAUCACUGCCCAGAUCUCGUUCUGCCACUGAUUUCACUGUCCUCAAGUGGGAAGAGUCCACUCUCCAACAAUGAAUGUUUGAAAUGGAAAUUUCCAUGACCAAAGUAUUCUUUACCUUGUAAUUUGGUUUGGAAUUUUCCAGGCCAUGAAAACAGGACCUUUCAAUUCCCAAGGUUGAUUUGGAUUGGAUGGGAACAAGGAGACUCUUUAUGGCUAAGACCCACAUUGAUUCCAUCAACCUACGAGUUGUGAAUGAUUUUGUUUGUGUGAACAUGUCGUGGGCCUUUGGUUCUCUGCGGAUGUUCCUUUGUAAAUAUGUGCUCUAUGCUUUGGGAUUGGUGCUCAGAUACAUCUUCAGGUUUCUUCAUGUGGGAGAUGCAAAAGAUGAGACUAUUGAUCAGAAAGUACCACAUGUUGAGAGGAACCAGCUUUCUGAUUCCGAGAUUGAUGGGUUCCGAGAGGAGCUGGCAAGUUUUCUGUUUUGGAGUGAUGAUUUUGAGGAAACAGAGUGUUCUACCUUUUCCAUGGAGGUUGCUCCUGAAAGUGGGAGAAGAGGUGGAAAAACGGAGAAAUCUGUUUUUUCCAUGGAGAUUGCUCGUGAAAGUGAGAAAAGAGAUGGAGAAAAUAAGUGCUCGGUUCUGAUGGACACCCACUGUGAUGUUCAUGAAGAUGGGGUGAAAACAGAGGUGCCCGAGGAGAGCUUUGUUUCAAAAGAAAUUGAGUUUGACAUUGGUGAAGCUGGUAUGAGUAAGGGAAUAGUAGAAGAGGGUUAUAUUUUUAUGAAAAAUAGCUCCAUCAACUCUGUUACUCAUGAAGAUGGCACGGAAACAGAAAAAGAAACAGAGGAGUUUGUUUCCAUGGAAACUAACUCAGAUGUUCAUCAACAUGUUCAAAAGCUUGGUGAUGAUGAUGAAUCCGAGAUCUCUGUUUCAACAGAGUAUAACUCUGAUCUCGAUCAAGGGAGUGUAGAGAGAGAAGUGGAGAGAGAAGAAGAAAUAGAAGAACCUGUGUCAGGGGAGAUUGACCCUGUUGUUCAUAAAGAAGUGAUGAAAAACGAUGGAAAUGAAACGAGCAGUGAUGUUUUAAUGGAGAAUGUCUCUGAAGAAACUGUAAAUGGCGAUGGGGAGAAAACAAAAGAAAAUGAGGGCUCUGUUUUCGAGGAACAAGAGUCCAUUGCUCAUGGUGAUGAUACAGUGAAAGAAGAAAAAGAAGAAGAAACGUAUGGGUGUGUAUCUUUGAACACGAACUCUGUAACAACCACAAGUAAGUGCGAGUACUUAUCAGGAAAAGAUAUAAGUGGGUUCAUGGAGGAACCAACAAUGUUGAGGUUCAGUUUUCGAGAAUUUUACAUGGGUCCAGAUGUUUUAGCCGUUUCUGAUAAUGCACAUGCCAGCACCGAAAUUAUUGCCGACAAGGAAUUUUCAGAGUUUGGUUCAGAGAAAGGCCCUGUGUCUCAAGCACAGACAGAGAACUCUGUUCAAGAUCAGGUUUCAGCUUCUUCCACCCAUAUUCCACUUCACUUUGAGAGUGAAAUGUUUGGUGGAUCCGAUUCAUCCGAUGAAGAUUAUUUUCUUUACAACGAAAACUCGGUCACUUCUGAUUCAGAGUCAGAGUCAUCAAGCUCAAGCGGUGUAAUCUGGGGCAACAGCAACAAAAUUGAUGAUUCAAUUGUGUACCAGUUUCUGGGUGGUAAAAAUGGGGGUGAAGGGUUUGAACCUGAGAUUCUGAAGCUGAUAAUGAGAGAGGAAAGGGAAGGAGAUGCAGAGGCAAAACAAUCUUCAUGUGAUGGAAAGAUUUCAGAAUUGAGUGCUCAUGGCAUUUAUUCUGAAGAUAGGUAUGUGGAAAUGGAACCCUGCAUGAAGGGUUUGAAGCCCUUCAAUGCACAUGGCAAAGUAGUGGUCAGAGACAAAAAAGAAGAGGAAUUCAGGAAUGAAUUGGAGAAAAGAGAAGAAACUAGGUGGGAGGAUGAAUUGAGUUAUUCAGAAUCUGAUGAGGGUGACUUUGAAUGGGAGCAUGAUGAUCUGGUGGAACAACUGAGAUUGGAAUUGAAAAAUUCAAGGCAAGGAGGGCUUGCCACAAUUUUAGAAGAAGAGGAGGUAGAUGAAGAGGAAAAAGAAGAGGAAGAGGUGGUGGUGGUGGAGGAGGAGGAGGAAAGAGUAUCCUCAAGAGUGGUUGAAGAUCCAAACCCAGUGGAAAUUGAAGAGAAGAUUGAAUACAAGGAUCAAAUUGAUGAAAUUCUAAAGGUUUACAAGAGCUAUGAAGAGAAGAUGAAGAAACUUGAUAUCUUGAAUUACCAGACCAUGCAUGGAUUAGGUCUGCUCCAACUAAAAGACCCUCUCAAAUUAAUUUCAACACCAAAAUCCUCCAUCCAAGGUGCAAAACCUGUAAUAUCUCAGAACUUGUGGCCACGCAAAGCAUCAAAGAACUCAUCUGACCCAUUGAUAAAGUUGGCGCAUGAACUGCAUAGAGAUUUGGAGUUGGUAUAUGUUGGCCAGGUUUGCCUCUCUUGGGAAAUCCUGUGUUGGCAACACAAGAAAGCCCUUGAGUUACAGCAAUAUGAUUCAGAAGGGUCUCAUAGCCAUAGGUAUAAUCACGUAGCUGGUGAGUUUCAACUUUUUCAAGUCCUAGUUCAGAGAUUCAUAGAGAAUGAACCAUUUCAAGGCCCUAGGCUACAGAACUAUGUCAAGAACAGAUGCGUGAUUCGCAACUUGCUCCAUGUUCCAGGCAUUAAAGAAGAUGAUAAAGGGUAUGAGGAAGAGGAUGCUGCUAUUGCAAGUGGAAGGUUGGCAGAGAUCAUCAAGGAAUCAAUGCGGGUGUUCUGGGAAUUUGUUCGAGCAGAUAAAGAUUAUGGGAAUGUUAUCUUUAAAGCUUCUCAGCACCACAGAAUUGAUCUUAACGACCCUAUGAUUCCUGGUCUUAUGGUGGAGAUUAAAGCACAACUACAGAAAAAGGAGAGAAGGUUGAAGGACAUAGUGAGAACCGGGAAUUGCAUAGUGAAGAAGUUCCAAAAGCACCAUGAAGAUGAACUUGAUCAUGAGCAAUUGGUUGCUCAAGUGGGGUUGAGAUUGAUUUCAAGGGUGUUAAACAUGUCCAAAUUGAAAAAAGAACAGGUAAUAUGGUGUAAUGAAAAGUUACACAGAAUCAAGUUUUUGAGCAGGAAGAUUGUGCAGGUGGAACCUUCCUUCUUGCUUUUUCCAUGUUGAUUCAAAUCAAUUUGUUCUGAAUUGUAGAGGAAGAAAAAAAAAUGGUAGAG
Vigna unguiculata (cowpea) is the source of this 3378-nucleotide messenger RNA. RefSeq lists its product as uncharacterized. The record is from RefSeq and is a predicted model, not a curated record. NCBI's taxonomy places the organism in Eukaryota, Viridiplantae, Streptophyta, Magnoliopsida, Fabales, Fabaceae.